UCCAUUUUUGCCCAAUUCCAUUUUUUCACCUGAAAACUGGAGUUCAUGCUUCAAAAUAAUCUUUCAACAAAGCGGAAAAAGAAAGAAUCCAACCACCACUUCUAGAAUCCUUGCAUUUCAUACUCUUGAAAUCCUGGGCAAAAUCUUCUGGUUGAUGGUUCCGAUCGGAAUUCUUUGGGUUCCUCUCAGAUAUUCUGCCAAGAAAGUAUCUGUUUGCUGAAGAUGACAAUAGUGACACCAUCGUCUAAGAUCAAGAGGUCCCCGGCAUGUACUCCCGGCGGUCCGAAAGUCCGGGAGGAAAAUAUUUUAGUGACUGUGCGGAUGAGGCCACUGAGCUCGAAAGAGAUAGCUGCGUAUGAUCUGGUUGCGUGGGAUAUCAACGACCACACUACCAUUGUUUCGAAGAAUCUAUAUCACGAGAGACAUGGGGGUUCAUACACAUUUGAUAAGGUUUUUGAUCCGACUUGUCCCACGCGAAAGGUUUAUGAAGAAGGUGCCAGAGAUGUUGCUUUGUCAGCUCUCGGUGGAAUUAAUGCAACAAUCUUUGCAUAUGGGCAGACUAGUAGUGGGAAGACAUUCACAAUGAGGGGUGUGGCAGAAGAUGCGGUAGAAGACAUUUACAAGUACAUUAAACUUACUCCUGAGAGAGAAUUUCUGCUCAAGUUCUCUGCCUUGGAGAUUUAUAAUGAAACUGUUGUGGAUCUACUGAACCGGGAAUCUGGGCCCCUCCGCCUGCUGGAUGACCCAGAGAGAGGAACCGUUGUGGAUAAGUUGAUUGAAGAGGUUGUGAAGGAUGAUCAGCAUUUGAGGCACCUGAUAAGCAUUUGUGAAGCACAAAGGCAGAUCGGCGAAACCUCUCUGAAUGAUAGAAGUUCAAGGUCACAUCAGAUAAUCAGGCUGACAAUUGAAAGCAGUCUUCGCGAAGACUCAGGAUGUGUGAAAUCAUUUCUAGCCAGUCUGAAUCUUGUGGAUCUUGCGGGAAGUGAGCGUGCCACUCAAGCAAAUACAGAUGGUACAAGGUUGAAGGAAGGGAGUCAUAUUAAUAGAAGCCUACUGACAUUGACAACUGUAAUCAGGAAGCUAAGUAGUGGAAAGAGAAGCGGUCACAUUCCUUACCGAGAUUCAAAACUCACAAGAAUAUUGCAGACAUCGCUUGGUGGAAAUGCACGAACAGCAAUUAUAUGCACCAUCAGUCCUGCUUUGAGCCAUGUGGAGCAAUCAAGAAACACACUUUCAUUUGCAACAAGUGCAAAGGAAGUUACAAACAGUGCCCAAGUUAACAUGGUUGUUGAGAAGAAGCAAUUAGUUAAGCACCUUAAAGAGGAAGUUGCUAGGCUGGAAGCAGAGCUCCGGAGCCCCGAGCCACCUGCAUCCUCAAGUGUAAGAACUUUGCUGAGGGAAAAGGACAUGAAGAUUAAGCAGAUGGAAAGAGAAAUUUCUGAGCUGAAGCGACAAAGAGACCUUGCACAAUCACAACUUGAGCUAGAAAAAAGCUCACACAAAGAACAAAAGGCUUCUGGCCAUCAUGGACCUUCUUGCCAUGCAGUUAAGCGGCUCUCCUUUAGCACUGAAAAUGACCUUUCUCAAACAGGUGAUUCAAAACUCAAGGAACGCAGGGAGAAAAACAUAGGAGGAAAAUCAGUAAAUUCUACAGUAAUGUUAGUUACUGAAAUAAGAAAGCUGGAGACAAGACAAAGGCAACUUGGUGAAGAAGCAACUCGUGCACUGGAGCUUCUUCACAAGGAGGUUGCUUCUCAGAGGAUUGGAAAUCAUGAUACUGCUGAAACGAUUGCUAAGAUGCUAUCAGAAAUCAAAGCUAUGCAUGCAGCAAGUUUCACUCCGGACAUGGUUUGCGUAAAAGAUAAAGCUACCUUAAGAGAAGAGAUUGCACGGUUGCAUUCUGAAGAAGGUGAUAUCUCUGUUCUUGAAGAGAAGCUUGAGAACGUCCAGAGAUCCAUAGAGAAACUAGUUAUGAACCUUCCAACCUGUGAGGAGACUCCCGAGUCAAAGAGCAAAAAGAAAAAGGGCCUUCCAUUCAGCUUGAGCAAUGCAGCUAACAUGCAAAAUCUAAUACGCUCACCAUGCUCUACAACGGGUUCGUCUCACAAAGUAAUGGAACAUGAUAUUGAAAACAGAACCCCGGAAAGAAAUGGUGUCUUUUCUGGUGCAGACUCAACCCCCAGGAAAAAGAGGAUCUCUAAUGCUGAUGAAAAUUAUGGUUCUGCAUUAAGAGAAAACAUGUCUGCCAAGAAGCAAUCGAGCUCCAUCAAUGUGAAGAAAAUGCAGAGAAUGUUUAAGCAGGCAACUGAGGACAACAUACAAAGUAUUAAAUCUUACGUUAUUGAGCUGAAAGAAAGGGUUGCGAAGCUACAAUACCAGAAACAGCUACUUGUUUGCCAGGUCUUGGAGCUAGAGGAGGUGAACGAGGCUUCAACUGAAGAUGAGGCUGAGAGAGUCGACAUAUCAUCUCCUAUGCCAUGGAACACGGUCAAUUUUGAAGAGAAAAGGAAGGAUCUCAUAAUGCUUUGGCAUGUCUGCCAUGUCUCAAUCGUGCACCGCACUCAGUUCUAUCUGUUAUUCAAAGGAGAUCCUUGUGAUCAGAUUUACAUGGAAGUCGAGCUCAGAAGGCUGACAUGGCUGGAGCAGCAUCUCGAUGACCUUGGCAAUGCCAGCCCUGCACUCUUAGGUGAUGACCCUGCUAGCUCAGUGUCAUCAAGCAUCAAGGCCCUUAAACAAGAGAGGGAGUAUCUAGCCAAGAGGGUGAGCUCGAAACUAAGUGUGGAAGAGAGAGAGAUGCUGUACAUGAAAUGGGAGAUUCCGCCCGAGGGGAAGCAGAGGAGGAGGCAGCAGCUUGUGAACAAGCUAUGGACGGAUCCUCUCGAUAUGCAGCAUGUGAAGGAGAGUGCAGAAGUGGUGGCGAAGCUUGUUGGCUACUGUGAAUCGUCGCAGCCCAUUUCGAAGGAAAUGUUUGCUCUCAAUUUUGUGCCACUUAGUGAUAAGAAGACAUGGAUGGGGUGGAAUUUGAUAUCAAACUUACUUCAUCUGUAAAAAUAGAUGGCAUUUUAGAAUUGAGUAAAGGCCAAAAUUGAUCCUGAACAUAUGGUCAUUUUACGUUUUUAGUCCUAAACAUUAUCUUUUGGAUUUUUUGGUCCUGCACAUAUGAAAAUUUGAUCAUUUUGGUCCUC
Salvia hispanica is the source of this 3185-nucleotide messenger RNA. It is a transcript of the gene TES, whose product is annotated as ATP binding microtubule motor family protein. Gene Ontology annotation, molecular function: ATP binding; microtubule binding; microtubule motor activity. Gene Ontology annotation, biological process: microtubule-based movement. The record is from RefSeq and is a predicted model, not a curated record. NCBI's taxonomy places the organism in Eukaryota, Viridiplantae, Streptophyta, Magnoliopsida, Lamiales, Lamiaceae.